GCCAUCUAAAGUUUGUUAACCUCAAAACAUGGAUGCUAUCUGAGUCGCCGUCCAAGAUCCAAUCAACAACAGAUCGAUCAACAUUACACCAUUAAAUAGCUCAUAAGAGGACCUGAUGAAUCCUGCAUAUCAAGUCAACUUGCCGCCAGGGUACCCUCCAAAUGGAUUGCCAGCCCAUACAAGCAGUGUACCCCUACCGGGUGUCAUGCCUCCCCUGGCUUACACCCAUGGACUGUAUUCACCCGUCAGCCCCACCCUCACUGCACCAGGCUCGCUCACAGGUGCCAAUGGACCUGGAGCAGCCAGUGGCGGUCUACUCUAUGAAAGCAAUGCAUCGCCGUUGAUGCGACCAUACGGAAAAGGAAGUCCAUAUGUAGUGCCAGCGACCCACGCCUCCUACCCUACGGGAUUGAAUUCAUCUCCUGCCCAUACUCAGUCGGCUUAUUCACAUUCACUCUCACAGCAAACCAGCGGUGGUACGUUAUAUAGCGCACAGUCGGCCUAUCCACCGGGUCUGAUACCAGGACUAGCCCCACCUGCUAACCUACUCCAAGCUCAACAACAACACCAACAACAGAGGCAACUCUAUCUACAGAGUGGCUCACAGGCCGCCAUGAACCCUGCACUCGGCUUGAACCCAGCAGCCUUAGGUGCUCGUCCCUCCCCCGUUCACGCCAUCCCAGUCAACCCGGGCCAAAACUACCAGUACGCCAUGAUGGCCGCCCCGCCCGCUGGUACCAUCUACCCCACCUCCCCUACUUAUUACCCCUCCUACACUCCAGUCUACCAGAACAACGGGGUGAUACAAUAGGAUCGGAAGGGCAACCAGAAGGACCAAUGUGGAAGUAAGGGGCAUGAGUGGAAGAGGCAUUGGUACCUAUGUAGAGGGUGAUAGAGAAUGGGAGAAAGAGAGGAAGAGAGCGUGAGAGAGAGAGAGUGAGAUUAUUUAUAAGAGUGAAUUUAUUAAUGUGUCGGAGAGUGAGGGACUUAGAGGAGAGAAUGAGUGAGUGAUUGCUAAUUUUGUCUCAUUCACUUUGGUUUUCAAGGCUAUUUUAAUACCGAUGAGCAUCAUGAAUGUCAUUUGAUAAACAUUGUCAUUGGGUGAUUUCAACUAGGGUGUUAGUAUCAGUUAGGUGUUGGUGUUAGUGUAAAGAGCUCAAAUCAGUCUGCUAAAUCUACAUGUAGGUUCAAUACCAUAGCCAUUCAUGUUACUGAUAAAUAAACACUGUGUAAUAUCAGAACCAGCUCUUACCGUAUUUGAAGUAUGUUGUAGGUGUUAAAGUGUUUAAAGUACAGUCAUAUUACCUAUCAUGUUAUGAUAUUGACACUAUCACAUCAAUUUAGAAGCAGUAUCAUUUUAAGUAGGGUGUUGGUGUCGGUGCUUGAAGCAUAGAUCAUUGAAUCACGCUACUAAACUUAGGCUAAACACAAAACAUGAGAAUCAGAAAUUAAAGCAAUCACAAUACUGACACCAACAGUGAACACCAGCCUCAUUUCACAUGUAGUGUUGCAGCUGGUGCUAAUAUUGUCCGAACACCAACACCAGCCUUUAACACCAAACCUGAAAUCACCCGUGUUUCACCAAGGAAGUGCCAGAUAGGUUUCUCCUCCCCCCACCCCCCCCCCCCCCCAAAAAAAAAAAGGUUAAAAAAAAGGAAAACGAAAAAAAAAAUUACCUGUAAAUCUGUAAAUCAUAGAUUUGGACAUACACAUAUGUUAAUUUAAUAGUUUUGAGUUAUUAAAGUGAUUCUCACAAUAGACAAUAAGUGCAUGUACCAUUAUGAAAGCAAUGGCAUAUAUUACCCAUUGCAGAUUGCAGAUUACCAUGUGUAUUAUCAAGCAACGAGCAGAUUACAGUACAUGUGAUUGCAUGUAUGUUUGAAGCUUUUUCAUCCAAGCUAGGUUUCUCUCCAAGAGUCGCCGAAGAGCACCAAAUAGUACACCAAACAGAGAGAUCAGUUUGAUUUUUGUAUGUUCAAGACUUUGUUCAUUAUUAUUAAUGAUAGAUAUUACUAAAGGUGAUCAUGAAAUCAAACCAUUGUCCAUGAUUAGCAGAUGGUUGGUGUAUAUGGCCUUUGGUAUCACUACAUGAUGCAUGCAUUUUCUUUCAUACUACGAGUUAUAUCAUACAUGAACCUGUAUAUCUAAGUGAAGAGGUCAUUGUUCGUAUAAUCCUACAGGAAUCGGAUAUGGUAGUCAUUGGUUUAAUAAAGUGUACAGAACAUGAAUGGGGAGCAAGCAAGGUACUGUCCUGAAUUGUGGGUGAAAAAAAUUCAGGGUAAAGUCGAGCAAUGAUCAAAGUGUAUUUCCAAUGCAAUAGUUUUAAUGUAUCAUAAAUGGUAUUCCUAUACAAGCCAUACUGAAAAUAUGGAAAUGAUGAAGGCUUUUUUUUGCAGCACUGUGAUUCUUUGUGCAAAAAUUAAGCAAUGUUAAAUGUUUAGUUCACUUUGAUCAAAACACAGAUAUCCUACAUGUAGAUUGAAAAUGUAAUACUGUGUUUAUCUCAGCUAGGUGUAAAAUUCACUCCCAUAUUUUUUUUUUACUAUUGGAUUGAUAUUAAAUGUCGUAUACCUACAUAAUCAGUAUUGAAUUAACUUUUUGAGCAAUACUAACAUCAUUUUGGGGGUUAAAAAUCAAAAUUUGCUAUAAAACUGUUUCGAACAGUUGGUGUCCCAUAUCAAGUUGUCCAUAAAAAUAUACUGUUCAGCCAAGAUACGGACAGCAAUCAUAGCUAGUACUAUUCUUUGUGGUCAAUCACAUUUGUAGAAAUAUUGUUCUCUCUGAAAUGGUUAUAACCAUUUUUGUUUGUACUUUUGUAAGAGCUUCAAGGAUAAAACAAAAUCAUUAAUUCAUUUGAGAUGAGAGAUUUUCUUAAAUUGAAACGUUCACCUUUGUACAUAAUCAGUAAGAUGUACUCUCUUAAUAUCAUUGAGUAUUAUUUCAUUAUGUUUUCAUUAUUCUUUCUCAAGAACAUGUACCUACUUUUAGCUAUUCAGUUAUUACUGUUUUACAAACAUUCUUUACUGCCCCGAGAUUAUUGAGGUUACCAAUAUUUGAACUAUCCUGUGUGUUUAUUGAACAACUCUUUUAUUUUACUAAAGCGUAAACUAAGAGUUCCACAUAUUAAAACAGUUUAUUAAAGAAGUAAAAUGGUUUAGCCCAACUGGGUGCAGUCUCAUUGGUCUAACUCUGGGGAAGCAUUGCAUAGGGGCUUGGGGUGAAAUAGCCCCCAAAAUGCCCCCAAGAGCCCUGAAAGACUAAAAAAGAAUCCUUGAUAUUUCCUGAGGGUCUAAUCUAAGCUACUAUAAUAUAGCAAAUUAUGGCUUGUGAGCUAAACAGUUAGCUACAGAACAAAAUUGUUAAUUUUUUCAGGGUCUUUUUAUCAGUAAAGGCUAAUUCCAUGUUGUCUAGAUGUAAUUUGUUGACAAAUAGUUUUGUCUAAAUACCAUUUCAUUUAUAUGUUUAUUUGGCCUAAUAACCAGUUUGUCUGACACCCAGUUCGGCUAACCCCCUCUAGUCCAAAGUACAAGUACUUGGGCUAAUUUUCCCUUCAGCUAUCAAAGAAUCGGUAAUUAGACCAAGUAUUAAAUAACAAUAAUACUUAUUUCCUACUGGCAUUUGACCAAGUGCCAGCUAGACAAAUUAAUUUUCUUUCCCAAUAACAAUAUUUAUAUAAAUAAAAUAUCUAGAAUUUGUGAUUUAUCAAUACUGUAACUUAUAAAGUACAUUGUAAGCUUUUUAAGGUGUUUUUGCUGCUCUUUAUGGGGAUGGUUGCUAGAAGUAUUAUUAUUUUCAAUGUAUUUGCAGUACUGUUGAAGUAUUUUUGGAAGGGGUUGAAAAACUAGUUGUUCUUCGGAGGGAUGAAUACGGCAUUCCCUGUUUAAACGCCCUCUAUCAAAAUGAGAAAAACUCUAUAAUAAUAUGUUGAGAUUUUAUUAAGCCUUCAUAGCUGAUUUUGAAGGUAGCUUUAAUAGUAAACUUUGAUACAGUACUGCAUGUAUAGGUUAUUGCAAUAAGCAAAUGUCCAUCGUACAAAUAUACUGAGCACAUGUAAUUUACAUAGAUUUUUAACCAGUGGAUUUUUACACAGGAAGCGUGGAUGGAUUUCCGAGACUAGAUGAUGAUACAUGUAGGUGUAACAGUGGUCAUUGCAAAGAAUUUAUGACAUACUUACAGGGGCUCACACCUGGGCCCGUAAACACGAAGGUUCACGAUUAAUCGCUAAUGUGAAAGAACAAUUCUGAUUGGUUCCUAGUCAGUCUGCUGGGCAAAGUGCGCAUGCAACGAUCAUCUUGAUAGGCCAUUUUAUUUAGCGACUAAUCGCUAGCCUUAAUGUUAUGCAGCCCUGGAUAUUUAAGCCAGUUUACACUGAGACAGGCUGUGUAUGGCAAGCUAUUUUAACACUAAAUCUUAUUUCUUGACAUUAAUCAUUAAUUCUUGAUGUCGAAAAUCAUGUUUUUAUCAUGUUAAUACAACCAUUUAGUGUCGUAAACAAAUGGCAGUUUGGGGUAUCAAUAUUAUCAAGACUUAUAUAUUGUGGAUAUCAAGAUAUAAGAUAAUGUGAUAUAAUGGCUUGCCUGACAUAUGUCGGUAUAUGCUGGCUGAAACAUUGAAGUGUGGCUGCCCUUUAAACAGAGAACUACCUUUACGCCAUCAGAAUCUGCAUGUAUUUAGAAUUUUUAUAUACGGCAUAAUAAUGGUGUAGAUACAUGUAUGGUUACUAGUAUUAUGAUGUCAUCAAUAAUUAAUUUCAAAGAUCAAAACAGUUUGAUUAAACUCAUCUGCAACAAA
Messenger RNA from Lytechinus pictus (painted urchin), 4791 nucleotides. Its product is annotated as calcium-binding protein P-like. The transcript is spliced from 7 exons. NCBI's taxonomy places the organism in Eukaryota, Metazoa, Echinodermata, Echinoidea, Temnopleuroida, Toxopneustidae. The coding region runs from base 116 to 811 and encodes 231 amino acids. The record is from RefSeq and is a predicted model, not a curated record.